AGGAAAUCAAAAAUAAGCGCGUGAGACCAACGCGCCGUCGGUAACGCCGAUGACAAGACACAGUGGGAAGACUUGAUCAGUUUUUGUCAUAAAUUUGUUUGUCUUAUCUUUCAUGGUGGCAUCUUCCCCCAACUUCCUUCCUCAUUUCCUCUCCAUUUAUUUAAUUUCCACUCUCCUUCCCCAAAACAAAGGAGGAAGGGAAAAAAAAAACCCACCUUUGCUUCUCGCCGGAAAACAAAAAAAAAAUGGAAUCGACGUUGCUCUCGACGUUACAGCAGGGAAAAUCGUCUAUGGCCAAGAAAUCGACCAAGCAGACGAAGAAGAAGACGAAGCCCAUCAAAGUAAGGUACAUAUCGAACCCAAUGAUGGUGGAGACUUGUGCCUCCAAGUUCAGAGAGCUCGUGCAGGAGCUCACCGGCCAAGGCGCCGCCGAUCUACCACCGGAGCCACCCAUUUUUCUGGCGGGUGACUCUUCUCCAGCCUCUGACGCCGUCCCGGCGACGGAGGCUCUGGCCGAUCGGGAGCCGUAUCACGAUGUGGCGGAUCGUGUGCCGGAGUACUACUUCGAGCCGCUGGAUGGUGAUGUGUCGGUGCCUCCUCACACGUCGGAAAGUUUCUCUGGGUGUUUUACAAACGGGUUUUAUAGUGUGAACGCGUUGGGAAGCAUCGACUCGGUUUGAUCCUUUGAAUUAGGGUUUCAUCAACACAACCUAUAUAUAUACACCCACACACACAUGCAGACAAUUACGAGAGUAUAUAUACGAAAGAAUAACAGGAAUUUCAUAUAUAUUUUUCAGAAUCUGCGAUUGUUUGUGUUCCUGUUUCAUGAACCUUUUUUAUAUGAAAUGAAUCAAUCAUCAACAAAACUAACAAACUAAUAAUAUUCAACGUCAUAUAUAUAUACGAGCAGCACAUCGAUUGAUCACCUGUUAUCAUCUUUUUCGAGUUCAGUUUCAGUUUUUCAUUCAUGGUGUAAUGGAUACAACGGAAACGAAAUAAUAUAAAUAUACAAAGCAGCCCUUCGGGGCCAGGUCAGGUGGUAAGGAAGCAGGGUGAGCAACCCUGAGGUGGAGGGAUCGAAUCCCAACAUCGAUCUUCCUUACGCUUGACCUGCUCGUCUGUCAGCCCAUCCUAAUGGACUGAUUUACCUCCUCCGCGUGU
Molecule: messenger RNA, 1161 nt
Organism: Tarenaya hassleriana
Lineage: Eukaryota; Viridiplantae; Streptophyta; Magnoliopsida; Brassicales; Cleomaceae
Product: sigma factor binding protein 2, chloroplastic-like
Exons: 1
Coding region: 246-680 (144 amino acids)
Source: RefSeq, a predicted model, not a curated record